Molecule: messenger RNA, 1455 nt
Organism: Didymodactylos carnosus
Lineage: Eukaryota; Metazoa; Rotifera; Eurotatoria; Philodinida; Philodinidae
Source: the annotation of a GenBank genome assembly
AUGCCUGCUCUUUUUUAUAGCAAUAAUAAUGUCGUUACAUCAUCAAGUUAUACCGAAUUAUCAUCGACAAAAGAAGAUUCAAAAUUAGUAAAACAUUUGUUAUGGAAAUUAGAUAUCCGAUUAGUGCCAUUUCUCGCAUUACUCUACCUUUGUUCGUUUUUAGACAGAAUAAAUAUUGGUAAUGCUAAACUAGCCGGUUUAGAAACCAGUCUCCAUAUGUCUGAAUCUCAGUAUAGUUGGGCCUUAUCAAUCUUAUUCGUCGGAUAUAUUCUAUUUGAAGUUCCUUCAAAUAUGAUAUUGAAACGAGUUGGACCAAAAAUAUGGAUACCAAUUAUCACUUUAACUUGGGGUUUAAUAAUGGUUUUAAUGGCAUUUGUUCGUUCACCAAAUCAGUUACUUAUUGCAAGGUUUUUUCUCGGUGUUGCAGAAGCGGGACUAUUUCCAGGUGUUAUUUUCUAUUUAACAUUAUGGUAUACUCGUCGAGAACAAACAAUUCGAAUGGCUUUUUUUUAUUCGGCUGCUGUUUUAUCCGGAGCAUUUGGAGGUAUUCUGGCAUAUGGAAUAAUGCAAAUGCAUAAUAAAUUGGGUCUUCACGGUUGGCAAUGGAUAUUUAUUACUGAAGGUAUACCAACCGUAAUUCUUGCCAUCAUUUCAUAUUUUUAUCUACCAAAUUCUCCCUCAACUGCUACAUGGCUUGAUGAGGAUGAACGUCAAUUAUUGAUUGAACGUUUGAGAGUUGAUGCUGGUGCUGCAAAUGAAAUACAUUUUUCUUGGAAACAAGUUCAAGAUGUAUUCACAGAUUAUCAUGUUUAUUUAUAUGUUAUAAUGUUUAUUGGACAUGUUUGUCCCGUCUAUUGUAUUUCAUUAUUUUUACCAACAAUAAUUAAUGGUAUGGGUUACACCAAAAUGGCUGCACAAGGUUUAUCAGCCUGUCCCUAUUUGAUUGCAUGUGUUUUUGUUAUUCUAUUUGCGCUAAGUUCAGCAAACACAAUGGAACGUGGUUUACAUACAAGUUUUACAGCUAUGAUUUCUAUUAUCGGGUUUACGUUAUUGCUUGUAUUAACAAAAUAUGGUCCACAAGCAUUGUAUAUUGCUACGUUUAUUGCAUGUAUAGGUGUAUUCACAAAUUUACCACCAUUACUAUCGUGGAUUACAAACAAUAUUGGUGGACAUACAAAACGUAACGUGGCUAUUGCAUUUAUCGUAUCUGUUGGAAAUUUGGGUGGAGUAGUUGCAGGCCAGAUUUAUCGUGCCGAUGAUGCCCCUUACUAUUAUCGUGGUCAUUCAAUUGCACUAGGUUUCAGUUGUUUGUUAUUUGUAUUUUCUUUAUUAACAAAAUGGUUAUUGAUAAGAGAAAAUAAGAAACGAGAUAAUUUAUCUCAAGAACAAUAUCAGACAUAUUGUUCUAAAACGGAAUUAGCGGAUUGGCAUCCCGAUUUCAGAUAUGUACAUUAA